This is a messenger RNA of Rhizoctonia solani, 1248 nucleotides long. RefSeq names its product RNase H domain-containing protein. The coding region runs from base 1 to 1248 and encodes 415 amino acids. Lineage: Eukaryota; Fungi; Basidiomycota; Agaricomycetes; Cantharellales; Ceratobasidiaceae. The transcript has a single exon. The record is from RefSeq and is a predicted model, not a curated record. Gene Ontology annotation, biological process: DNA replication, removal of RNA primer. Gene Ontology annotation, molecular function: nucleic acid binding; RNA-DNA hybrid ribonuclease activity.
AUGAAUUACGCAACCAAGCUCAGAACCAUCCCCAAGUUGUCCCAAGUUGCUAAACGUCUCCCUGAAUCAUGGGACACGCAUACACCCACUCUCAACAGCAACAGGAACAACAAGACCAAGAACUUGGAAUCCCCCAUCCAUUUCAUUGCAUCACAUAGCCACCCACACAUCGAGUUUGUCACGCCGCACAUCAACCACCCAUCCAAUCCGUCCAUUCCAUUCCCUGAUCAAAUCAAAAUCAAGGACACCACCGACGGCCUUAAACGUGACGAAUACCGCAACAAAAUCCUAUCCGAAAUCAGCGUGCUGGAAGAAUGUCAUGCCAGCGUUCUUGGCUACUCAGAUGGGCACGCGGCGGUGUCCAAUGGCAUUCGGAAAGUCGGCGUCGGCUACGUGAUACGUGCCGGAAAAAGGACUUUGUCUUCGUCGUCAAUCGGAAUUGGACCGCGAGCCAACAUAUACGAUGCAGAAAUGCUGGGAAUUCUAUUAGCGUUCAUGAAAGCUAAACAAAUAGCCGAAAACCAAGGUUACCGCAAAAUACGCAUCUAUUGCGACAACCAGUCCGCUGUUAAAUCAAUCGCCGACCUCUCGCGACAUCCGUGCCAAUACGCGUCCAGAAUAUUCGUCCCCGCCGCCAAGGCAUUUGUGGAGGGACACCCAGAACGAUCCAUACACAUCACAUGGACGCCCGGACACAACGGAGUCGAAGGCAACGAAAGAGCGGAUCGUUUGGCUAACGAAGGAGCUAGAGUGGCCCCGACCCCCUUAUUCAAUCGCACCAUCACAUGGGCGAAAGAACAGGCAACACGCAAAACCGUACGUUCAUGGAAGAAAGCAUGGUACGAGCAUUCAGAAACAAGAAUAAACUCGAAAUACUACAUCCCCCGCCCACCCGCGCUCAAAUUACAUCCCAUAUUUAACUCAAGCAAAUUGGGCAGGGACAUCGAGUGCCGCCUCGUACAAUACCUCACCGGGCACGGCCAUUAUGGCGAGUACCACGCACAAUUCCAUCACGACGUAGAUCCCAGGUGUGCCUGCGGGGAGUCGGUAGAGACUAUCUUUCAUUUAACCACCUCCUGUCCCGCUACGGCGGGACACAGGGGGAUACUUAGUGAGUUUUCCACCAACAUUAACGAUCCCACACUGUUUGGCUCCCUCGCAGGUCUCGAAGCAGUCGCAAAGUUCAUUGCCAAGACGGGCAUAGGCCGAAGACGAGGAGGCCCGCAGGCAGCCGCUCAAACCAUGUAG